Physella acuta is the source of this 2818-nucleotide messenger RNA. Its product is annotated as ankyrin-1-like. NCBI's taxonomy places the organism in Eukaryota, Metazoa, Mollusca, Gastropoda, Physidae. Gene Ontology annotation, molecular function: protein binding. The record is from RefSeq and is a predicted model, not a curated record.
CCACAAGAUGACCCACAACAAAAAUCUGAUUGAAAUCGCCAAAUAUGGCACCAAUGUUGCUAUCAUUGAUUUCAUGAAACAAGCUGAAGACGCGGGCUACACUUUCUGUCAAGACGCUUUAGACAUUUCUUUAAUCGAAUCUUGCAACAGAGGCCUCAAAACCUUGGUUCAAUUCGCCGUCAAUCUAGGCGCAAAUGUCAACUACAGUAGAAAAAAUGGCGACACACCUCUGAUUGUAAGUGCCUGGAAAGGUUUCACAGAUAUAUGUAGGCUACUUCUAAAAAAAGGCGCUGAUGUCAACUCUUCAAAUAACGACGGGGAUACGCCUCUGAUGGCAGCAGUUCAGCCGUCUGGUUCUAUUGAACUUAUACAUUUGCUGAUGGAGCAGGAUAACGUUGAUGUGGAUCAUCAAAACAAAAAUGGUGGCACGGCUUUGAUGAAGGCGAUAGAAGUUCUAAAUUUAGAUGUUGUGAUUCUGUUGCUAAAUUCUGGAGCUUCUCUAGACGGUAGAUCAAAACCUACUGGCACCAAGAGUGCUUGUGUUGAAAUUGUGAAUUCCAAAGGAGAGAGCGCGCAGGAUAUUGCGGACAGACUAAACAUCGGAAACGUUAUAAAAUUUCUGAGAAACGCCAAUAACGAAGACCCAUUGAUAACAGCAGCUUUAAACAGAGACUUGGUGUCUGUGAAGUUUCUGGUCGAUACAAUGUACUUAUCACAAAAAUGUUACGGAGUACUUGUGCAGCUUCUGAAGUCUAUCAAAACAGAAAACAGAAGCGUGAGUAGGGGCGAGAUAGAAAUCUUCCAAACGUUGCUUAAAUGUGGGUAUGACGUCAAUUGGAAGUCUGAUUCUGGUGAGACUUCUCUGGUUCUGGCUGUGGAGAUUGGAAGUGCAGAACUUGUUGAGAUGUUGUGUUCGUUUGGCGCCAGACUCUCCCAUAACGAGGUCACCCUUGCUGCUCGACAAGGACGUAACGACAUCAUAUCAUUGCUGCUGUACUACGGCGCCCCAGUCAACAAAUUCACGACUUACCAGGCUCCAAUGUUCUGUGGGUCCGCCCUAGAGUCAGCUUUAGCCUCUGAACACAUUGACACGGCACUGAAGUUGGCUCAAUAUGGUGCAUUCAUAGACAUUGCAGCAUCCAUGACUGCGGCGGUUGCUCAAGGUAGCAAAAAAACGUUCACUUUUAUUGCGACCAACUACCCCAUGGUAUGUACUAGGAUCGCAGAAGACACAAACAGAGGCUUACUACACACAGCAGUGAAGCUAGGCGAUGUUGAUAUUGUUAACAUUUUGUUAAACUUGAAUGCUGAUGUUAACGGUGUUUACUACCAUAAAACGCCUUUAAUGGCAGCAAUGCACGUUGCUGUGAUUGAUUUGUUGGUGGCCAGAGGAGCUGAUGUAAAUAAAAGAACAAACACAACCGUUUUGUUAAACGUUUUGUCUUCUGACUAUACAACCAUGUUCCGAAAAAUUCUAGAAUUUAGCCAACAGACUGACCAUUUUAAUUAUUGUAUCGAAGAAAUCGUACACGCUCUUCUAAAGCACGGCGCUAGCGUCCACAUCACAACAGACCAGCAAGAGACGCCACUGAUGCUGGCGUCACGCACAGAGGUGUCAGCAGACGUCGUGAAGCUUCUCCUUGACGCCAACUCUGACGUGAAUUACAAAGACUUUCUCGGUUUGACGGCACUGCAUUACGCUGUACAAAAUAAUUGCAGUGAAAAUAUUAAACUUCUUGUACAAAAUCGAGCGGAUAUUAACGCUCAAAGCUUAAAAGGCGCCACGCCUUUACAUAUGGCGACUAAGAGUGGUAACAUUGAGACUAUGGAGUUCCUUUUACAGAACGAUGCAGAUCCACAGUUACAGGAUAGCAAAGGGAACACACCUUUAAUUAUUGCCGUGGAGGAGGCAGUAGAAGAUACGUGGGCUGAUCACAGAGCAAUCGAAAUAUUGAUAGAAGCUAGUUCAGACUUAAACGUCAGGAAUUCUAGUGGAACCAGCGCGUUAACUUUAGCGGCUCAGUAUACCUCUCUAGAGAUUCUCUUGUCUUUGUUAAAAGCCGGAGCUGAUCCUAAUAUAGCUGACAAUGAUUCUGACACAGCCUUGACCCUGGUGCUAGGUCAUGUUCAAGUCUCAGACUGCAGCUUAGAGUGUGCAUCCAGUUUGCUAGAACACGGUGCCGCUGUCCAAUUUGUCCACCCUGAGAUGAUCCACCGACUGACGUCACUUGGGUGGAGUAGAGUCGUACAGCAGCUCAUCCAGCGAGGGCUGCCACCCAGUGAGAUCGUGUUUUUAAAGAACUCGUGUGGCUGGCCCACAUCCACACCCGUCACGCCCUUCUCUGUGGCCCUGUUGAUGGAAAACAUCGAGCUGGCCAGUUUUAUGCUGGACGUCUGGUACUUGACGCCGUCUGAUGUACGGACACUGUCUGGUCAAACGUCUGUCACAGACUCGUUGAGGAGAAAAGGUUUGUUUCGGUCAGUCAAGUUUCUGGAGGAGGUCACAACAAGACCAAUGACAUUAGAACAGCUUUGUUUUAUCAACAUUUCAUCAAUAUUAGGUACAGAAGCACAUAGGGCAGAUAACAUUGAGAAGAUGCCGUUACCAAAAGUCUAUAAAAACAAGCUGAAGUUUAACACUGUAGAGAUAUCCCUUGACGACGAUGAAUACAGGAAAAAUGAACUCUUGCACCAUUACAUUUUGAAGCACGGCAGCGGGGAAGGGUUUGAUCCAUACGAAGAUUACAGCGAUAAUGAUGACGAUGAUUCUGAGGAGAGCUCAUCUGAUUCGGAUUUUAGCUCAGUCAGCGACUUUUAG